Culex quinquefasciatus (southern house mosquito) is the source of this 459-nucleotide messenger RNA. RefSeq names its product PE-PGRS family protein PE_PGRS16-like. Bases 1 to 459 code for a protein of 152 amino acids. Lineage: Eukaryota; Metazoa; Arthropoda; Insecta; Diptera; Culicidae. The transcript has a single exon. The record is from RefSeq and is a predicted model, not a curated record.
AUGAAGCUCUCGCUGAUCUUCCUGACGCUGGCGAUCGUGGCCGUCCUGUGCCUGUGGGACCCGGCAGCCGCCGAACCCCAGAUGGACGAGGAAACGGACGGGGAGGACACCGGAAUGGCCGGCGGAAAGGGAGGUCGUGGCGACGAUCAAGGACAGGGCGGCUGGGGUGGUCCAAACGGGCAGGACGUUGAGGAGGACGGUGGACAGAAGGGUGGCCGAGGAGGAGGUCGUGGCGGAAAGGGAGGACGCGGAGCAGAUGAGGAGGCGGAAGGCGAUGAGGAGCAGGGUGGACGCGGCGGAAAGAGGGGUAAGGGCGGUAAGGGGGGAAAGGGUGGUAAGGGAGAAAAGGGCGGAAAGGGAGAACACGAUGGAAAGGGUGGAAAGGGAGGAAAGGGUGGCAAGGGAGGUAAGGAAGGUAAGGAGGGUAAGGAGGGUAAGAAGGGACGUGGAGGUCGUUAA